Messenger RNA from Gilbertella persicaria, 633 nucleotides. RefSeq lists its product as uncharacterized. The record is from RefSeq and is a predicted model, not a curated record. The transcript is spliced from 2 exons. Gene Ontology annotation, molecular function: lipid binding. The coding region runs from base 1 to 633 and encodes 210 amino acids. Lineage: Eukaryota; Fungi; Mucoromycota; Mucoromycetes; Mucorales; Choanephoraceae.
AUGCCUUUCUUUACUGAAGCGUCUUUUAUAGACUUUCUAGACCAAUUCAGAAACCAAUCAAGAGACAAUUGGGAAUUUUACUUAAAGACAGAUGAAUUCAGUAUUUAUCGUCAGCCAGUGCUUGAUAAAGGUUUAUACCGAUAUCGAUCGAUUGGGAUCUGGGAUGAUAUAAGGCCAGACACAUUAGCCAAGGUCUAUCUUGAUCUUGAUUAUAGGAAGCAGUGGGAUAAGAAUAUGGAGUCCUAUACACUAUUUGACUUUGAAGACGAGAUAGCCACUCAUUUCCAUAUGAAAUAUCCGUGGCCAUUAGCUCAUCGGGAUUAUACGUAUAUCAUUGAAAAUAGAAUCGUCAUAAGGGAUGAUAAAGAAUAUCAAGUCAUUUUGGGCCAAUCUUUACCUUUGGAUUGUUAUCCUGAACAAAAAAACGUAAUUCGUAUUGACAGCUAUGAACAACAUAUAUGCAUCACAUCACAUUACAAUGGCUGUUGUGUGUUGAUGGACUACUUUGAAGAUCCUAAAGGCAAUAUCCCAAAAUCUGUAGUAAAUUGGGCUGCAAAGACAGGUGUGCCCACUUUUAUGAACAAUCUAAAAAAUGCCUGUCAACAGUCUGAAAAGGCAUCAUUUCCUCUUUGA